GGAAGCCAGGAGGAGCGAGCUGGAGGCGGAGACGAGGAAGUGGGGGCGAGGCGCAGGGCGCGGGCGGGGCGCACCGCCAGCUCCAUCCCUGGCCGGAGGGCAGCCGGCGCGGGCGCUGGACGGAGGCGAGCCGGAGCGGAGCCACUUCAGCGGCAGCAGCUCCAGCUCACGCUCUCCAGUGGACUCCAGAGGGAGAGGCAACAGUGCUAGACCCCCGUCAUGUGGUUGGGAGCAGCCGCCCGCUAUGGAGAAGGCUGCAGCCAUGUCUCCACAUGAUGCCUCCCAAAUAAAACCAAAGCCACCUCCAGACUUAUGCCCCAGUGCGUCAGUCUCUAUGCAAAACCUGGAGAGUGGAGAUCUGUGCAGUCCCAGGAGGAAGCCGGCUCUGCCAAGGGGUCAUUUGAGGACUGGGGUUUGAACCAGGAAGCUUGCUUCAAGGACUAGCUUUCCCUCAUCUUCCUUCAUACUCAUGCCCAACACCUCCUAAGAGACAGCUUUAUUUAUCUCUAGAAAAACAGCACUGGAUCGGUCAUUGCAGCCUCUCCACAUUUGGACACUUCUCUUGGCUCUGUUGGGCAGCUUGGAGCCCAGUGGUUGACAUAAUUGACCCUUUGGGGAGCUGGAAGAGAAGCAGCCAGGGGCCGGAGGCAGGGGAAAGAGCCAUAGGGUCCCAGGAUGGCGUCCAAUGGCACGACCUCUUCCUUUUGUCUGGACCCUGCUGCGUUGAAGAUCACCGUCAGCGUGGUCCUCACCCUCUUCAUCCUCAUCACCAUCGCCGGCAAUGUAGUCGUCUGCCUGGCGGUGGGCUUGAACCGCCGGCUCCGCAGUCUGACCAACUGCUUCAUCGUGUCCUUGGCCAUCACUGACCUACUCCUCGGCCUCCUGGUGCUGCCCUUUUCGGCCUUCCACCAGCUGUCCUGCAGGUGGAGCUUCGGCAAGGUCUUCUGCAAUAUCUAUACCAGCCUAGAUGUCAUGCUCUGCACGGCCUCCAUCCUCAACCUCUUCAUGAUCAGCCUCGACCGGUACUGCGCCGUCACAGAUCCCCUGCGCUACCCCAUGCUGGUCACCCCUGUCCGUGUCACCAUCUCCCUGGUCUUAAUUUGGGUCAUCUCCAUCACCCUAUCCUUCCUGUCUAUCCACCUGGGAUGGAACAGCAGAACUGAGACCAGCAGUGCCAAUCACACCAUCCCAAAGUGCAAAGUCCAGGUCAACUUGGUGUAUGGCCUGGUGGACGGACUGGUCACCUUCUACCUGCCUCUGCUGGUCAUGUGCAUCACCUACUACCGCAUCUUCAAGAUCGCGUGGGACCAGGCCAAGAGGAUCCAUAACGUCAGCUCCUGGAGGGCAGCCACCAUCAGGGAACACAAAGCCACAGUGACCCUGGCAGCCGUGAUGGGGGCCUUCACCAUCUGUUGGUUCCCCUACUUCACCGUCUUUGUUUACCGUGGGCUAAAAGGGGAUAAUGCCAUCAACGAGACCUUCGAAGCCGUGGUUCUGUGGCUGGGCUAUGCCAACUCAGCCCUGAACCCCAUCCUCUACGCUGCUCUGAACAGAGACUUCCGCACAGCAUACCAACAGCUCUUCUGCUGCAGCCCCAGCGACCACAGCACCCACAGAACUUCUCUGAAGUCCAACGGCUCUCAGCUGACGAGGAUUCCAAGCCAAGGACCCAGGUGGCAGGAAGAGAGGCCCCUGAGGCUCCAGGUGUGGAGUGGGACAGAGGUCACGGCCCCCCAGGGAGCCACAGACAGCGAAAAGUGGGUGACACGGAGGCAAAGGAAGGGCUGAGUGGAAGUAAGCCGCACCACGCCUUCACUUCUCCUUCAAGCAGCAAGCCUGGCGUGCUAUAACAAUGCCCAACACUCAUCACCGGCUAUGUGACCUCGGGCAAGUUUCCUAACCUCUCUUUGCCUUAGUUUCCUCCUCCAUCAAAUAGGGGACUAAUAGUACCUACCCCUUGAGGUCGAGCUAAUAUUUACAAAACGCCCAGAACCAGGCCUGGCUCAGUGCAUGGUGGCUGUCAUUUGGUAGCUCUUAGGGCUCAGAGCACAGGCUUUGGACCUAGCAGACGUGGCACAGAGCCCUGUUCCUCCACGCACUGCUGUGACCUUGGUCAGGCAGGUCACUUAAUCCCACGAAGAGCCAGCUCCCUCAUCUGUAAAGAAGUGGGUGGUGGGGCCCCCAAGGCACCCCAAACACACAGUAAGCACUCAAUGUGACUAUUGACUGAGGGCCAGACCCACGCCCUGAGGCCUUGGCUCUCCCAGUGGUGGGUGCAUGCCUCUCCCACCUUAUUUGUCAUGAAAAUGAACACUGUUUUUGCAAAACUCCUGCAGGAAGCCUUUGCCCAGCUUGAAGGACAGAAAGAGAGCUCCAUCUAUGGACUUGGCCAUGGGCGCCCAUCAUCCUGCCCCGGCCCUCCACCCUUCAAAGCAGACGCUGACACAGGCAAACCCUCUGUGUUUACUUCUGGAAAAGUAUGAGAAGGCCCUGAAAAAAAUCAUUUCUUUCAUGAGUGGAGGGCUGACGUUUGGUCAUUUCGGCCAAAUACUGGGAAGUACUGGUUUGUGGUAGAAAACAAAGUUAUUUGAAGAUAACACUCAUAUGAGUGGGCUCUGGGUAACUUGGCAUCCUGAAAUUUCCACCUCAUAGCUAAUUUUAGGACAACCAGAAAUUAGGUCUGCUUGGAGAAGAGGGUCACCCCUGAUUUUGGCAAAAGUGUAAGGCAAGGGAACAGACACUUGGUGGGUUGCAGCUGGCUCCCAGGGCACUAGAGGGCCACUUCCCCUUUCUAAGCUCUCCCACUUCCCUUUCCUCAAAAAGGAGAGGGGACUUUGCACUGACCCAGUUCCCAAGAUACACGUGAAACUGCCCUUCUGGGUGUGGCAGUUCCCCCAGAUGCUUGGGUGCAGGAUAAGCAAGGGUCUGGGUUCAGGGAGCAGCCCAGCCUACAACACGCAGCCCCUCAAGGGCCAGUUCUUGGUGACCCUCAGGAAAAAGCAGCUAAUGGCUGUACCCGUCUUGGGAAACAAAGGAGGAGGGAGAAAGGGAGAAUCUUCUGGAAUUUCUAAACAUUUCUCCCAUCACUUCUCCUGGCUUCUACAGCACUUCCCCUGGGAUUAUGCCCAUUUUUACAGAUGAGGAGAUGGGCUUCGAUAGGGAGGUGGAGUUGCCUGAGACCUGACAGCAGGGGAGUGAGGAAGCCUCAAACUGAAUGCAUGACUCCUGCUUCUAAAUCUCACAUUUUGUCCCAAUCAUCCCAACGCAGGGCUGGUGCUCAGCAGGUAUUUGCUGAAAUGGUCACCAUGCCUCACUGUCUGUCCCAAGGUCCUGGCUCACAAUGCUCUUCUGGGCUGGUAGGAGUGGGAAGGUAGAUAUAGAAAUAAAGCCAGCAUGAGACACCACACAGAGUGGGGUAAGGGCUGCCCCACAGCCAGGGGAAGUGCUUUUGCUUCUGCUGAUCUGUGAACUUGGGAAGUCAGAAAAUGGGAGAAUCGCUAUCGAAAAUGAGAUUGGCUGGGUUUUUCAUUCAUUAGUUCACACACACGAUUGAGCACCUGCUAUAAACUUGGACAGUGGGGUAGAUGACAAAAGAUCCAACACCUGCCUUUAGUCUGGGAGAUAGACAGGUAAAUUGAUGGUUAACCCAAGGAGGUAAGUGUCUCAGCAGAGGGGCUGUAGGAGCCAGGAGGGAAUCAGUAAUCCUGGGAGACCUCAGAGACAGCUUCCCAGAGGAGGUGAUGCCUGAACAGAACCUUGAAACACUUCAAAGUGCACAGCAAAGAAGGUAAAGGAAUUGCAAGCAAUGGGGAUGACACGUGUAUAGGUGCAAGUACAAGACAGAGCAGAGUAAUGUGUGCAUGUGGUGGUUCUGUGUGAUAAUUUGUACUAUAAGCCGUAGAUGGUAAUGGAAAAGGUCACUGACAGUCAUUAUCUGUAGUCCUUACAAUAGUCCUGUGAGCUUGAUAUUAUUAACAUAUUUCACAGAUGAGGAAACAGAGGUUCAGAGCGAGACUGAGCAAGGCUUCUCACUGAAACUGGGUCCUGACCCCUGGUGGCUGAACAUAUUAUAGCACCCUCAUGUGAAAAGAUAUUCAAAGAACAUUUAUUUAAGAAUGCUAUUAGGACACUAUGAACUGUCAGUAGCAGAAACCCAGUUAAAAGAGGCUGGGAUUGGUGGAGGUAGGGAAUUAGCUUAUAGAACUGAAGAAAUCAAGGGUAGCUUCAAGUUGGAUUCAGGAGCUCAAAUGUCAUCAUAAAUUUGUCUUUCUCCAGCUUUCAACUCAGUUUCACCCUGUGUUGCCUUCAUUUUCAGUUAGAGUCUCCCCAUGGGGCCACCAGGAGCUCCAAGCUUACAUCUUACCAUCUUAGUAGCCCCAAUGGAAAAUAUUCUCCUUUCCUCCCGUUCCAACAGAAAGUUUUAGGCUUAAGUUUCAUUGGCUGGAUGGGGUCCUGUGUUUACCUCUGUACCCAGACCUGGAGCCAAUGCAAUGAAUAAGGUAAAUCUCACCUCACGCACAUGGGCAAAGAGUAGGGAAGUUUGGAUCCCAAAGAAGAAUCAAGGUGUUAUUACCAAGAGAAGGGGAAUUGAUGAUGGGAAGGUAAAAAUAAGAUGUUUACCAUAAGCACUUGGCAGACAACCUAUUAUGUGCUCUCCUAGAACCCCACAUACAUCUCCGAGCCUCAAGUGUCAGAGCUCAGGGCAAAGAUGGGCCAUAAGGGAGUCCAGGAAUAUUAAACGUACAAGUAUCUCUAGAUGUGUGUAAUGUAAUAAAGUCUACACAGUGUGGGACUCCAGCUUAGUGUCUCAUCCCAACUUACAUUUGGCAUGGAUGGCAAGCUAAGUAAAGGAGGAAGGGCUCCAUACCACUAGACACUAUUAAGUUAAAUAUGCAUGGCAAACAAAUUUAAUAAGAGGAUGGAAAUUCCAUAUGGUAAGGAGGAAAGAGAAGGAGAAAAAAGGCAGUUUAAAGCAAAGCAAAAAAAAAAAAAAAGACAGGAAAUUUUAGAAAAGAUGGGACAAACGUAGAACACAAAAUCACAUUGAAGAAAUUAGUCAAAAUAUAUCAGUAAUCACAGGACAUGUAAAUGGAAUACCCUGGGCCAAUUUAAAAAAAUGGAGAUUGUCAGAUUUGAUUUUUUUUAAACCCAAACAAAUAUUUUUACAAGAGAUAGACUUAAGGAAACAAAAAAGUUGAAAGUAUAAGGAAGGAAAAAUAAGAUAUACUAGGCAAAACUAACCAAAAGAAAUCUGGGUAGCUAUAUUAAUAUCAGACAAAGUGAACUGUGAGCAAAAAGGAUUACUAAAGAUAAAGACCAUCUUUUGAAAAAAGAUUCAAUUCACUAGAAGGAUAAGAAUUCUAAACUUGUAUGUACCAAAUAAACCAGCUGCAAAAAGUAAAACUGACAAAGUAACAUUGACAAAACCACAGAGAGAAAUUAAUCAUUAACAUCAUAAGCAAACAGUAUUAAGACUAAAAGGGAGAUAUUAUUAUAGAUUUUGCAGCGAUUAAGAAAGAUGAUAAGAACAUUGUGGUCAAUUUUAUGCCCCAAACAAGGGAAAAUUCAGAUACAGUGCACAAAUUCCUAGCAACAGAACUUACCAAAACUGACUUGGGAAGAAAUAGAAAACCCGAAUGGUCCUAUAAACAUUAAAAAAUAAAGAAA
Molecule: messenger RNA, 5667 nt
Organism: Delphinapterus leucas (beluga whale)
Lineage: Eukaryota; Metazoa; Chordata; Mammalia; Artiodactyla; Monodontidae
Source: RefSeq, a predicted model, not a curated record